This is a messenger RNA of Euleptes europaea (tarantolino), 2100 nucleotides long. Its product is annotated as zinc finger protein 345-like. The coding region runs from base 1 to 2100 and encodes 699 amino acids. Gene Ontology annotation, molecular function: RNA polymerase II cis-regulatory region sequence-specific DNA binding; DNA-binding transcription factor activity. The record is from RefSeq and is a predicted model, not a curated record. Lineage: Eukaryota; Metazoa; Chordata; Lepidosauria; Squamata; Sphaerodactylidae. Gene Ontology annotation, biological process: regulation of transcription by RNA polymerase II. The transcript is spliced from 3 exons.
AUGGAGAACUUGAUUGUGGAUUUGGAGGUGAACAUGUCUGUGGAGGAACGGGCAGGAGCGCUCCCUCUGCUGGUGAAGGAGGAGGAGAAUCUAGAGGCAUUCAGGCUGUGUUCGGAGAUGGAGGGAACCAAAGCCCCAAAGAUCAUACACGUAGGGAGCAUUGGGGAGAUGAAGACAAUCCCCACACCAUAUAUUAAAAUGGAACCAGAAGAAGGGGAGCCACAGCUCUGGGAAGUCCAGUGGCAGGAAUUCUUGGGAUCGCUGCAGGUCCCUCACACAGGGUGGGGGACCCCACUGAUGUCUGAAGAGCUCACCCCGUGGGACGAUGCGAAAGCUUUCCUGGCCUCCUUUGAGCAAGUUGCGAUGGCGUGCCGAUGGCCUCAAGAAAAGUGGGUGACCUUUCUCCUGCCGGCCCUCAGCGGAGAAGCCGAGCAGGCCUUCAGCAACCUCAGCGUCCGAGACAUAGAGGACUACGGGAAGGUGAAGGCAGCCAUCUUGCAAGCAGCGGCCAUCGCAAGGGAGAAGCGGCGUCAGCGCUUCAGACAGCUCUGCUACCAAGAAUCAGAGGGGCCCAGAGCGGUUUAUAGUAGACUUCAGCAACUUUGCCGUCAGUGGCUGAAAGCGGAGAGGCACUCAAAGGAGGAGAUCUUGGAGCUGCUGAUCCUUGAGCAGUUCCUGACUGUCCUGCCCCAGGAAAUGCAGAGCUGGGUUAGGGGAUGCGGCCCAGAGACCUGCAUCCAGGCGGUGGCCCUGGCAGAAGAAUUUCUGUUGAAGCAGAAAGAAGUUGUUAAGCUGAAAGAGGAGGUGCCGAAUUCUUGGGAGGGGGUGGCUGUGAAUCCUGCCGAGGGCGAUGAGAUUCCACCAACAGAUACAUGGAUUGAUGUGGAUGCGACGCCGGACUGGGAAGGAGCUGAGAAGUCCACAGGUGCUGGGCAGGUGCUUGUGAGCGAAGUGGAUAAUAUACAUCAAACUCACUCGGAGCAGGUGGCUCCAGAUGAAGCAUUGCCAAAAACGGACAGCACCUACCAAUAUUGCAAGGAGGGAACUGAGCUUGGGAGUCAGGAGGGACCAGAGGGUGAGCAGAGACCUGAACCUGGGAAGAGCAUGGAUGCACCUAUUCUUAUUGGCGAAGGUGAUUUUAAUCAGGAAGACACCAAGGAUAGCCUAAAACUCCACAUUUGUCAGUGUGGGAAAAGUUUCAGAAGAAGCUCCGACCUUAGAGUUCACGAGAGAACUCACACUGACGAAAAGCCAUAUAAAUGUUCAGUAUGUGGAAAGGGUUUCCGCCAGAAGGGAAACCUUUCAACGCAUGAAAAAAUUCACACCGGAGAGAAACCACACAAAUGUUCUAUUUGCGAGAAAAGUUUUGCUAGUGGCUCCAACCUUAUUGCGCAUGAGCGAAUUCAUGCCGGAGACAAACCGUUUCGGUGUUCUGUAUGCGGGAAGAGUUUCGCUAGUGGCUCCAACCUUAUUGUACACGAGAGAAUUCAUACAGGAGAGAAACCUUACAAGUGUUCAAAAUGUGGGAAACGUUUCCAUCAGAAGGGAAACCUUCGAACACAUGAAAAAAUCCACACUGGCGAGAAACCACAUCAGUGUUCUGUAUGUCAGAAAUGUUUUGCGAGUGUCUCUAAUCUUAUUGCACAUGAGAGAAUUCAUGCUGGAGAGAGACCAUAUGAAUGUUCAGUGUGUCUAAAAAGUUUUGGUUCUGGAUCCAACCUUAUUGCGCAUCAGCGAAUUCAUGCUGGAGAGAAACCUUACAAGUGUACAAAGUGUGGAAAAAGUUUCCAUCAGAAGGGAAAUCUGAGAACACAUGAAAAAAUUCACACUGGAGAGAAACCCCAUCAGUGCUCCAUAUGUGAUAAAAGUUUUGCUAGCGGUUCCAACCUCAUUGCGCAUGAGAGAAUUCAUGCUGGAGAUAAACCAUAUCAAUGCUCAGUGUGUCAGAAGAGAUUUAGUACCGGUUCCAACCUUAUUUCGCAUGAGAGAAUUCACACUGGAGAGAAACCGUAUAAUUGUUCAACAUGUGGGAAAAGUUUCCGUCAGAAAGGAACACUUACAGCACACGAAAAAAUUCACAUCGGAAGAGAUUUCUACUAG